CAACAAACGAAUAUCACGGCUUUUUCACUUUAUUUUUGCCUGCUUCAUUAAAAUUAAUUAAAAUGUGAAAAUGUAAUGUUUCGUACGAACGCAAUCACCGACUCAACGUUCACAAUUGUUCGGAAUGUACAGAACAGCUGAUCGACACGGUGUUCGAAUAAUUUCUUCUAGGUUAGCAAAGUUUCAUCAGAUUGAUCAGUGCUUGCACUAAAGUAGAGUUAUAACCUCAAAGAAAUUUCACGUAGAUUGAAGCGGUGAAUACAACGUUUAUGUGAAUAAGAACGUUUAAAUAAAUGUUGAACGAUGCGUCUUAUGACAGCAAUGAAUUUCAAGAUUUUGCCUGUUUUUCGGCAUCGUGUGACGAAUGUUCGACCAUUCUGUAGAAAUCAUCGGCCGAAUUACGAAGAGUUGUCGGUGCAUGUACGACCGCAAUUUCGAAGAAUAAAACUUAAUGAAUAUCAUGGAAUAUUCACAAAAAAUAUCCAUACCCGUCGACAAACUGCGGCUAUUAUCUCCAUUAGAUCGUUUGCCACUAAACGAUUUAAUGAUAAAGAUUCAUCCAACGGCAACAAUGAAGAUGAUAUUAGUGAUCCAGGUUCAUUACCUGCUACAGUGGUUGUGCCAGAAGUAUGGCCUCAUGUUCCUGUUAUAGCAAUUAAUAGAAAUCCAGUGUUUCCAAGGUUCAUAAAGUUAAUAGAACUUAGUAAUCCGAUUCUCAUAGAUUUAAUACGUAGAAAGGUCAAAUUAAAUCAACCAUAUGUUGGAAUCUUCUUAAAGAAAACAGAAGAAAAUGAAGCAGAAAUUGUACAAAAUUUAGAUGAUAUUUACCCUGUUGGAACAUUUGCACAAAUACAUGAAGUACAAGAUUUAGGAAAUCGAUUGAGAUUAGUUGUAAUGGCACAUAGAAGGAUUAAGAUUGUUGGUCAGAUCUUAGAAGAACUUCCAAAACCUACUCAUGACGAUUCAGUUUCCGGUGGCAAACCGAGUCGCAGAUUGUUAAUUCGUAAAAAAGCCGAAAACAAAGUGCCAGAACCAGUACAGAAAAUUGAAGAAAGUAGUACUUCUGAAAAUAAGGUAACAGAAGGAGCACAGGAGAAAGUUGAAGAAAAAAUAAAUCCUCCAACAGACACCACAGCUCAAACUGGCACUCCUCAACCUUUAUUAAUGGUAGAAGUCGUAAAUAUUACCCAUGAGAAAUUUAGGCAAACUGAAGAAAUAAAAGCUUUGACACAAGAAUUAAUUAAAACAAUUCGAGAUAUAAUAAGCAUGAAUCCAUUAUACCGUGAAUCUUUACAACAAAUGUUGCAUCAAGGACAGAGGGUUGUAGAUAAUCCAGUUUAUUUGAGUGAUUUGGGUGCAGCUUUAACAGGAGCAGAUGCACAAGAAUUGCAGCAGGUGUUAGAAGAAAUGGAUAUUUUAAAAAGAUUAAGAUUAUCAUUGGCACUUUUAAAGAAAGAAUAUGAGUUAAGUAAACUUCAACAAAAAAUUGGUAGAGAAGUUGAAGAAAAGGUCAAACAACAGCACAGAAAAUAUAUUCUUCAUGAGCAAUUAAAAGUUAUUAAAAAAGAAUUGGGUCUUGAAAAAGAUGAUAAAGAUGCUAUAGGAGAGAAAUAUAGAGAACGUAUAAGAGAGAAAACAGUUCCAAAAGUAGUGAUGGAUGUGCUUGAAGAAGAAUUAAAUAAAUUAAAUUUCUUGGAAAGUCACAGUAGUGAAUUUAAUGUGACGAGAAAUUACUUGGAUUGGCUUACAUCCAUGCCAUGGGGUAUAACUAGUCCAGAAAAUUUAAACCUUCAACAGGCAAUUGAAAUUUUAGAUAAAGACCAUUAUGGGAUGGAAGAUAUAAAAAAACGAAUCUUGGAAUUUAUUGCUGUCAGUCAACUGAAAGGCUCAACGCAAGGAAAAAUAUUAUGUUUCCAUGGACCACCAGGAGUUGGAAAAACAUCAAUAGCCAAGUCAAUUUCCCGUGCACUUAAUAGAGAGUAUUUUAGAUUUAGCGUUGGUGGAAUGACAGAUGUUGCAGAAAUCAAAGGUCAUAGAAGAACUUAUGUGGGUGCCAUGCCUGGUAAAAUUAUACAGUGUUUAAAAAAGACCAAGACUGAAAAUCCACUUGUUCUUAUCGAUGAAGUUGAUAAGAUUGGAAAAGGCCAUCAAGGUGAUCCAGCAUCAGCUCUCUUGGAAAUGUUGGAUCCAGAGCAAAACGCAAACUUCUUAGAUCAUUACUUAGAUGUUCCUGUUGAUUUAUCAAAAGUGCUCUUUAUUUGUACAGCAAAUGUGAUCGAUACAAUUCCAGAACCUUUAAGAGAUCGUAUGGAAAUGAUAGACAUGUCAGGUUAUGUCGCAGAGGAAAAACUUGCUAUUGCUAAGCAAUAUUUAGUACCACAAGCAAUGAAUGAUUCGGGUCUCUCUAAUCAACAGAUCAGUAUAAGCGAUAAUGCACUUCACUUGUUAAUUAAAUCUUACUGUCGAGAAUCGGGAGUAAGAAGUCUUCAGAAACACAUAGAAAAAGUUAAUCGGAAAGUUGCGUACAAAGUGGUUAAGAAAGAAACGGAAAAAGUAGACGUAAAUGAGAACAAUUUGCAGGAGUUCGUAGGGAAACCUAUGUUCACACACGAUAGAAUGUACGAAGUUACGCCUCCUGGAGUCGUUAUGGGUCUUGCAUGGACAGCUAUGGGAGGUUCUACUCUGUUCAUUGAAACAAGAGUGAGAAAACCUUCUACUGGAAAGAAAUCAGAGGGUACCUUAGAAUUCACCGGCCAUUUAGGUGAUGUGAUGAAAGAGUCUAUUCACAUAGCAAUGACGGUUGCAAGAAACUUUAUGAUUCGGGAAGAUCCAUCUAAUACUUUUUUAAUCGAUUCUCAUUUACAUUUACACGUUCCUGAAGGUGCUACACCGAAAGAUGGGCCUAGCGCCGGUAUUACGAUCGCAAUAGCAUUUAUUUCGAUUGCUAAGAAUCAAUCUAUUAGACAAAAUGUUGCAAUGACUGGUGAACUUAGUCUCAUGGGUAGGAUUCUUCCUGUUGGCGGUAUUAAAGAAAAGACAAUUGCUGCAAAACGAGUUGGUGUAAACUGUGUAAUUCUACCCGAGGAAAAUAAGAAAGAUUACAAUGAUCUUCCUAAGUACAUCACGGAUGGUCUGGAAGUUCAUUUUGCCACCACUUUUGAAGACGUGUACCGCAUAUGUUUUGCACCACAGCAAGAAACUGAUACUGUUCGUCAUCAAAACCCUUUACAUCUUGAUAUUUCACCUCCACAAAGUGCACCACUUUUGGGUAAAAAUACUGGCUGAAUUAAGGAUCAAGUACUUAAGCAUUGUAAAGAUUGAUUAUUACAUGAUCUUACACGUGCCUGAUCUAUUUGAAAUAUUCACCUCAAAUUAGAUUUUAAAAUAAUUGAAUCUAUUUUAUCACAUAUUGUUUUAUAUAUAGAAUCAUUUAAAUAAAAAUGCAGAGAAUUAAUUUAUUUAAGAUUAAAAGAAGAAAUUAAACAUUACCAAGAAAGGGAUUUAAGUUUUUGCUACUGUCACAAUAUAUUAAUAUUUUUUUAAAUAAAUAAUUUACGAAAAAUAUAUUGUACAUAAAAAAUAA
This is a messenger RNA of Bombus pyrosoma, 3583 nucleotides long. RefSeq names its product lon protease homolog, mitochondrial (gene Lon). The transcript has 10 exons. The coding region runs from base 304 to 3285 and encodes 993 amino acids. The record is from RefSeq and is a predicted model, not a curated record. Gene Ontology annotation, cellular component: mitochondrial matrix. Gene Ontology annotation, biological process: protein quality control for misfolded or incompletely synthesized proteins; mitochondrion organization; chaperone-mediated protein complex assembly. Lineage: Eukaryota; Metazoa; Arthropoda; Insecta; Hymenoptera; Apidae. Gene Ontology annotation, molecular function: ATP-dependent peptidase activity; ATP hydrolysis activity; serine-type endopeptidase activity.